AUGGCUGUAGAAAGCAGUCAGCAUGCAGCAUCUGAGUCCAUACUAGAGAAUGUAUGGGCGAACUUCAUUGGUGGAGAAGAAGCUGAUGGAGCAACUAGCAAGAUUACAACAAAGUCGUCCAAAUCCUGGCAAGAACUGCCAAGCCUGGACGGGAGAGACGGAUCCAUGGAGAUUUUACAAAGGCUACCAAGUCUUGGGAGGUGGAUUUCAAUGGGAGCUGACGCCUGGGAGGAUCUUCUUGAUGGAAUUAUUCCUUCGGGCAAUAUAGAGCAAUCCUGUAAUGAUAAUACAAGCAAAAGCAUAAGCGUAAGCACUCGAGGGCCUAAAGUGAAUUCUGUGAGAGUAGAGAAGGUGGCAACAAGACAUUACCGUGGAGUGAGGAGGCGGCCUUGGGGCAAGUAUGCAGCAGAGAUAAGGGACUCGUCGAGAAAAGGAGCUCGAGUUUGGCUUGGGACUUUUGACACAGCUGAGGAGGCAGCUUUGGCCUACGACAAGGCUGCUUUGAGAAUUAGAGGCCCCAAGGCAUAUCUUAACUUCCCACUUGAGACAGUUGCUAAGGCCAUGGGUAUUGACUACACGGAACCCGACUUCAACGCUUGUUUGUCAGCGAAGUAUCAAGGCAAAGACUCUGCCAGCACAUAUUCCGGCUUCAAUAAAAAUUUCAGAAAUCACCGAAAAAGAGAGUCUAGAGAUUGGGAGAAAAAUGGUGAUCAGGUUGUGAUGGUUGAACAGCCUAGACUAAAGAGAAUGGCUAGCGUGGAAGAGGUGCUUGAGGAUGGAUACGAUGUACUUGAGUUUCAGGAUUUGGGAAGCGAUUAUUUGGAGAGCUUGCUGUCUUCUUUUUGA
Molecule: messenger RNA, 846 nt
Organism: Theobroma cacao (cacao)
Lineage: Eukaryota; Viridiplantae; Streptophyta; Magnoliopsida; Malvales; Malvaceae
Product: Integrase-type DNA-binding superfamily protein
Biological process (GO): ethylene-activated signaling pathway; regulation of DNA-templated transcription
Molecular function (GO): DNA binding; DNA-binding transcription factor activity
Source: RefSeq, a predicted model, not a curated record